GAUCUUUACAGGCAAUCAUCUAUCCUCAUGCUUUCGAAAAGAAAUAAAGGUAUAUAUGCUGUUGAAAGGACAAAAGCAUUGGAUUCUGUCUCCACUUCCAUCACAUUAUAUUAUCGAUAUUGUUCCCUCCAUUCUACUUCUCAAAGGGGAAGUUUGAUCAUUUGCUGCUUGAUAUCCUUGGAGUCAUCAUGCAAGCACAAAAGAAGGUGGUCGGAUCGAGCAAGACCCUGAAGGUAGGCCCUUGGGGAGGCCAUGGUGGAAGCACUUGGGAUGAUGGGAUCAACACAGGAGUAAGGGAGAUCACUCUUGUGUAUGAUCAAUGCAUUGACUCAAUUCGGGUUGAAUAUGACAAGAAUGGGAAGCCUUUUCUGGCAGAAAAGCAUGGAGGAAAUGGUGGCAGCACGACCACAAAGAUUAAACUGGAGCAUCCAGAAGAAUACCUGACAACCAUAAGUGGCCACUACUGUCCUAUGGCAUAUGGUGGUUCUCCUGUCAUCAGAUCACUUACAUUCAAGAGCAACCAGAGGACUUUUGGGCCUUUCGGCGUCCAGGAUGGGAUCCCAUUCACCUUGCCAAUGGAGGGAGGCAUGAUAGUUGGGUUCAGUGGAAGGUGUGGCUGGUACCUCGAUGCAAUUGGCUGGUGCAUCUCACCAUUCCGUACUGUGAAGCUCUAUGAAACACUGCAGCAUAAGAUCCAGAGGAUAGGCACUAUGGCAUCCAGAACAUUAGGAAAUCGAGAUGACCAAAAUGGUGCACUUGCCACCACUAAACCCCGGAAGACAUAUGCUUAAGAGUUAUAUUGAUGCUCCAUAACUCUAUGAGAAAGUAGGUUGUCUAAGAGAUUUCAAGAGCAAAAUUUAGUAAUGUCAGAUUGCAAGUCAGUGUUAGUUUCCAUAUUCUGAUUUCUGGUCAUCAUCAGCAGAGCUUGUUAUGUUAAUUGGGUUUGUGGAAGUAUUGUUGGUUUUGAUACCUUA
Molecule: messenger RNA, 974 nt
Organism: Musa acuminata AAA Group (dessert banana)
Lineage: Eukaryota; Viridiplantae; Streptophyta; Magnoliopsida; Zingiberales; Musaceae
Product: jacalin-related lectin 19-like
Exons: 3
Coding region: 189-791 (200 amino acids)
Molecular function (GO): carbohydrate binding
Source: RefSeq, a predicted model, not a curated record